Effrenium voratum is the source of this 1515-nucleotide messenger RNA. Lineage: Eukaryota; Dinophyceae; Suessiales; Symbiodiniaceae. The record is from the annotation of a GenBank genome assembly.
AUGAGCGAAACUGACAACCCGCUCAUGGACGACGAAGCGCCGCCAGACAUUCGUCCGGCGGGAAGGGAUGUGGAGCUCUUCAACGAGCCCACUUUCCGGGCGCUCCGGGCUUUAGCUUUGGUCCCCGACGAUUUCGCGAACUCCGGUUGGGACUUCUCAGGUUUUCGACAUGGAGGAGGAAAGGGUGGAAGUAUGAUGGCCUUUGUUGAAGACAAGUUCAUCAUCAAGGAGCGCCACUUUGCCUGCUGGUUUUCAGAAGUGAACCUAGUGCAGGAGUUGAGCGCCGGCGACCACAAGUCGUUGCUGCACAUCGCUCCCCUGUACGGCGAGCAUGUGAUAUCUGGGGACACGCUGCUGUCCCCAAUCUUUCUCCACUUUAGAGACAUUGCGACGGGCAAGUUCUUCUUUGCCAUGCGGAACAGCAUUGGCCAAGGACCGUUCAAAGCAUGCUAUGACCUGAAGGGUUGCGCAGACGACAAGCUCCUGGAAAAGGAGGGAGCCAUCCUCAGCCGCGCUGCUUGUGGGUCAUUCUCACCCUGGGAGCAGAGAUAUACCCUGGAUGCCACCUUGAGGAUGAGGCGCGACACUGCCUUCCUGGUAGGCCACAACCUGAUGGACUACAGCUUUCUUGUAGCCAUCAAGGAUUGUGAUGCGACGAACGAGGACUGGGUCCUGAAGCCUUACCAGUUGGAUUUGUCCGUGUACGUGUCCAUAAUCGACUUUCUGCAGGCGACCAUCCCGCCCAAGGAUUACGGCCACCGCUUCCUGACACACUUCAGCCGCUGCAUCCUUGCAGCUGAUGACGAGGAUGAAUCUGAGGAUGUCUUCCCAGGCGCGGCGGCAGAUGAGGCAGGAUUUGCCGUGAUGCUGUCUUGGGCACCGCAAGCACCUGUGGAUAGUUGGUCGGAGCAGGCAAGGAUCCUGCAGAAAUUGAUCGAAUUCCAGAAGGUGCGCGCCCUCACAAACCUCACCCAGGAGGGGGUUGACGCUUUGGCCACGCUGCCACCGCUGGGCCCCGACUUUUGGCGCCAGCGGGAGCUCGACAUGUGGGUGCGGAAGCUAGGCUUCUCCACGAGCUUGUCGCAUGGGAAGCUGACCAUCGACCGGGAGGACUCGGAGGACAUCUACAUACGGGUCAGCAAGUGCUGGACGGACGCAUCCUUGGUCUCACUGAAGCUUAUGGCGGCCUUGUUGUCCUUGGAGGCGGCGAUCCACGUUUGCACGCUGCCGCCCGCAGACACAGCCGCGGUUGAUGCGGAGGCGGCACCUGGCCAGACGACUUGGGCUGGCCAGCGCCUGCUCUCCGCCUUUGCCGCUUUGCGGCGCCUUGCCUUCGGCGUCCAUGCGGCAUCCAUCGAGCUCACAGAUGAGCAGGAGAUAAGGAUGGCUUGCUCUGUCCAAAUCAACGGCAUCAUCUCCAGCUUUCUCGCCGUGAGCCAAUACAUCUCGGAUGCGAACGUGGCAUGCCCGGCGCCACAGGACGCGGUGGUGGGUGCCAGCCAAGUCCUGGCUUGA